Larimichthys crocea (large yellow croaker) is the source of this 1051-nucleotide messenger RNA. It is a transcript of the gene mdkb, whose product is annotated as midkine b. Gene Ontology annotation, molecular function: growth factor activity. Bases 154 to 594 code for a protein of 146 amino acids. The record is from RefSeq and is a predicted model, not a curated record. NCBI's taxonomy places the organism in Eukaryota, Metazoa, Chordata, Actinopteri, Sciaenidae. The transcript is spliced from 5 exons.
CGUGAGUGUGUGAGUGUGAGUGUGUGAGUGUGUGUGUCUGCGUGUGUGUGUGAGUGUGUGAGAGUGUGUGAGGGGAUGUUGAGCAGCAGCUGAACGCAGCAUCAGAAGGAAUCGCCUCUUCAGCUGGACUGUCUGCUCUCUGAGCUCGGCACAAUGCGAAGUUUGUUCUCAGUGACGCUGCUGCUGUUCCUGGUCCUGACGCUCAGCGCCGAGGCCAACAGAAGAGCCAAAGCUCACAAAGGCGGUAAACAUGAUAUAUCCAGACCAGCUUCAGAGUGCUCCACCGCAGAGACUCAGUACGGCAAAUGUGUUCCUGAACAUGGAGACUGUGGAGACGGUCUGAGAGAGGCAACCUGCAAAGACCGCACUGACAAGAUCCACUGCAAGAUCCCCUGCAACUGGAAGAAGGACAUCAGUGACUGUAAGUAUAAGUUCGGCCCGUGGGGAUCCUGCGACGCUGCCACCAACACCAAGAGCCGAUCAGGAACACUGAAACGAGCCCUGUUCAACGCCGAGUGUCAAAUCACCGUCAAGGUGUCCAAACCUUGUUCCCCCAAAGUGAAGAAGACUAGAGGGGACAAAAAGUCGAACUGAACGCGAUGACGCGAUGACGUGAAGACGUGAAGACAGGCGGCGGGAUUGGUUCGUCGUCCUCCAGUUGAACAAUCGUCUUCAUCAAACACACAAACAAACCGAGAGACUCCUCCAAACACACCAACCACCUUUGAUUUCACUUUUCUUCUUGUUUGACUGAUUUGAUGUUUCUGUGUUUUAAAUGUGUGGAAAGCUCCUGAUAGAUAAUGAUGAAUAAUUCUGUCCUCGUAGCUCAUAGUUUGUAUUAACAGUGAAGAUAGAUUAAAUUAACCAAGAGAGACGUUGUGAUUGGCUCUCGAUGGUCUGGACGUCACUCUCUUUUAGAAUCUCUUUGAAAUUUGUACAAAUUUAGAAACUCGCAUGAAUCUGUGAUGACGAAAUCUAUAAAAUCUAUUUUUUGAACUGUAGAUUAUCGACGCUGCAAGAUGAGACUGUAUAAAUGAAAAAUGAAACACUG